Molecule: messenger RNA, 913 nt
Organism: Cucumis sativus (cucumber)
Lineage: Eukaryota; Viridiplantae; Streptophyta; Magnoliopsida; Cucurbitales; Cucurbitaceae
Exons: 2
Coding region: 141-755 (204 amino acids)
Source: RefSeq, a predicted model, not a curated record
AGGAUAUGAUUGGUGGAGAUGAAUGGACAGCAGAUUACACUUGGAGAUCUCUCUCUAUCAUACAAUGUCAAAACUUCUCCUCUCUCCACUAAUUCGUGGCUGAAGCUGAACAACACCUAAGCUUCCUUUCCUCUUCAACAAUGGCGGUCACUUCACAAUCUCCAUCUUCCUCCACUGCUCCUCUCUCUCACCUUCACAACCGUUUCUCCAUUUCCAGAUUCCACCACAUCUCUAACUAUGCCCGCCGCCGCCCCUUCUCUUCUUCCAGAUCCAAUCCACUCACCAUCUUCGCCAUGGCCCCUCAGAAGAAGGUGAACAAAUACGACGAUGCUUGGGAGAAGAAAUGGUUUGGAGCUGGAAUUUUUUACGAGAGUGCGGAGGAUGUGGAAGUGGAUGUGUUCAAGAAGCUUGAGACUAAGAAAGUUCUUAGCAAUGUUGAGAAAGCAGGGUUGUUAUCGAAGGCGGAGGAAUUAGGGUUUACGCUUUCCUCCAUUGAGAAGUUAGGGGUUUUCUCUAAAGCUGAAGAAUUAGGGCUUCUUAGCUUGCUUGAGAAAGUUGCGAGUUCUUCUCCCUCCGCUUUGGCUUCUCUUGCACUUCCCAUUUUGGUUGCGGCGCUGGUGGCCAUUGUUGUAAUUCCCGAUGAUUCGGUGGCCCUUGUGGCGUUGCAGGCGGUGGUCGGCGGUGGAUUGGCGCUUGGGGCUGCCGGAUUGUUAGUUGGAUCGGUGGUGCUGGGUGGGUUGCAAGAAGCUGAUUGAAGAAGGUGUGUUAUGAUAGUUUUAAAUGUCUUUUUUGUGUAAUUAUGAAAAUAAAUAUGGUGUUAAUUAAAUCAGCUUUAUAAUGUGUAUUUCCCUCUUUAUCUAGGUGAUUAGAGAUAUCAAAGAUUGGAAAAAAUUAAAAGAUAGAAUUUAGUCUA